Messenger RNA from Danaus chrysippus (African queen), 3189 nucleotides. The record is from the annotation of a GenBank genome assembly. Lineage: Eukaryota; Metazoa; Arthropoda; Insecta; Lepidoptera; Nymphalidae.
UUGAAAUUCCCUACGUGCGGGAAAAAUUACAAGAGACGAGCCUGGUACAUUAAACACCUAAAAACACAUAAUGGUGUUGAAGCACGACAAUCGUUGGUAAGUUCUUCAAUUAUCACUUCGGAUAGAGUUGACCCUCACGUAUCCCAUGGUGAACCAUUAACUGGAAACCACCAGGAGUCCAUUAACAUCCGGACACGUCUUAGCAUUCCUAACAUGAAACAAUCGACUUGGAAAGUUCACGACGACAAUUUAGCGGUCCUGUUAGAGCAUCCGGGCUCGAAGCAGGAAUUGAACUCGCAGGUAGAAACUUUCCAAAAUACCGUUUAUGACUACUUCAACGAGCAAUAUCCACCACGUAAUCAUUACGCUCGCAAAAAUAAAGAAAAUUCGUUCAAGAUAAAAAUGAGGAAGAAAAAACGGGAAUUAAUAAAAAAUCUACGUAUAGCCAAAGCUCUAGGCGACAACCACCUUAGUCAUCAGCUAGCUAGGGCGUUAAGGUCAAUCCUUAAAUUAAUUCAAGGAAUAUCGGCACAAACUGCAGAAUAUCGCGGUAAUUUUGACCGGGCCAAACAGGAAGUAGAUUUUGAUAAAAACCCUUUUGAGUAUUCGAAAACCAUUUUUAAGAAAGAACGCGGACAGCUUCUCUUGACCAACGAUCAAAUUUACGACCAUUUCAAGAGCACAUACGAAGUGCCUAAAAGUGUAAGGCUCUAUACGGAUCCAAACGAACAAAAACCGGAAAUUCCUCAUAUCGAUUUUCACGGCAUACCACCAACGUUAGACGAAAUAAGUAGUCACAUAAAGAGGAAAUCAUCUAAAUCUGCACCGGGCCCCGAUGGUAUCCCAUAUAUAGUCUUUAAAAAAUGUCCAUCGGUUCGUAAACACCUCAUAAAUAUAUACGGCAAAAUCUGGUCAAGGAAGCAAAUCCCGGAGUGUUUCGGGAAAGCAAUUUUUGUCCUCAUUCCCAAAAAAGAUCGAGUUACCGAUCCGAAGGAUACUAGACCGAUAGCCUUAACAAAUACAAUUUCUAAAAUCUUUUUCUCGGUCCUACAAACGAGAAUGACGCGAUUCAUGCUCAGCAACAAGUAUUUUAGGCCAAAUCACCAGAAAGGGUUUCUACCCGGGAUUUCUGGAUGCCUAGAACACAACACCUUGCUGUCGGAGAGUUUGAAAGAUGCUAGAAAAAGCGAGCGGCAAAUUACAGUUUGUUGGAUAGACUUAGAGAACGCGUUCGGGUCGAUACAACACGAGUUGAUGCUAUUCGCGCUUAGAUGGUACAACUUUCCACCCCUAGUUAGAGAUAUGAUCGCGUCGUAUUACUCAAAAUUAAGGUUUUCUAUAAUAACUAAAGAAGGCCCUUCAAAAAGUUUGAGUUAUAAUGUAGGACUGUUUCAAGGUUGUUGUCUAUCUCCAAUUACGUUUAAUAUCGUUAUUAACAUCUUAGUAGACAAAUUAAUCUGUAACAAGAAAAAAUGGGGUUAUCGGUUUAAGUUUAAUAAUAAAUACACGGAAUCCAUUUUAGCCUUUGCUGACGAUCUCGCAAUACUGACACGUCACCCCAAACACUGUCAAGUACUAUUGGAUGAAGUGGAUAAAUUCUGUGAGUGGACGGAUGGAUUGAGGACAAAACCAAGUAAAUGUCACUGUUUGUGUCUUGGUAGGCGGAAUACAAGAUACACCUCAUACGAUCCGGGACUAUCGAUAGGCGGUCAAUGCGUUUCUACGGUUACGGAAGAUGCACCAUUCAAGUUUCUCGGUCGUAAGAUUGAUAAUAUAGGUCGUACUCCAUCUUUAGAAGGAAUAGUAGACAGCUUUUUAAAUGAUCUUAACAAGGUAGAUAGCCAGCAGAUCAGUAACGUAAAAAAAGCAUGGAUCUACGAUAAUUACUUAACUUCACGUUUGAAUUGGCCUUUCCUCGUCUAUGAUUUUAGUAAAACCCUUUUAUCUAAAUUAGAUGCAGGCGUCAUAAAGAUGUUGAAGUUGUGGCUCGGGCUCGCGCUAACGGCUGAUUCAUCGGCUUUAUUCAGGGAUCGUAAUAGUUUUGGGAUGAAUCUAAAAAGACCAUCGGAGCUCUACAAACACCUAAGAGUUUCCAAGAGACAUAUCCUGGGAAAAUCCCAUGAUGACGUCGUUACAUCACUCCCAAAAGACAACGAUGCCCCAGAGCUAGAGUCACGACUUCAAUUCCAUAAACAAUUUAUGAUCGGAGCGCAAAAUAACAGAGUAGGGUUAGGAUCAAGUAGGAAAGUCCAAGAUACGGAUAUAUUGAAGUCUUUUAUUCGGCAAGACGAGAACGAUAAAUACAAAAUCCAUGCAAUGAGUUUAGAAAUGCAGAACGAGUGGUUAGACAUAGGAGAUUUUUGCAUUCCACUAGCACUAAAAUGGCGCACCCUAAUUCAUGACUGGUCGCCAGCCUUGCUAAAAUUUUAUCUCAAUGCGUUCCAGAUGACUCUCCCAGAUCAGAGUAAUUUAGUAAGAUGGGGUAAAGGUACCGAAAAAACUUGCUAUAUCUGCGGAAAGGCAGUUGGAACUGCCAAGCAUUUGCUGGUGGGAUGUAAGGUUCUCCUGGACAGCGGUCAAUACUCGCGUCGUCACGAUAGGGUUUUAGAGAUCAUACGUGAAGCGGUUAGUCUUUCGGUAGCCAGAGCGCAAAGGGAAAUAACCACAAACGAGCGAUCAAUAGGUUUUGUGAGAGAGGGCACCAGGGCUAUAAAAUCAAACGUCAAGCCUUACUCUAUCCUUAAAGCGGCUUCGGAUUGGACUAUCAUGAUGGAUACGUAUGAGAAACAAUACAAAAUCCCCGAGGAUAUUUGUGCGUCGGCCUCCAGACCAGACAUAUUUCUAUAUUCGCGUAUUUUAAAGCGCGUUGUGAUGAUAGAGCUUACGGUGCCUUGGGAAACCAACAUCCCCAAAGACCAUGCCAUCAAGGUCAAUAAGUAUUACGAGCUCACUAACGAACUAACUCGAAAUAGGUUCGUCGUUGAUUUGUACGCGGUAGAGGUGGGAGCGAGAGGUAUCACAGCUAAAUCUCUCUAUAACCUACUAAAAGACUUGGGCCUGUCCAGAACUAACAUUAAUUCAUUCUUAGAACGUACGUCGAAGGCAGCCCUAGUAGGUUCUUUUCAAAUUUGGUUAGGUAGGGAGAGGAACUUGGACAGUGGAGGUGAGCGUAUAACGCGCGUUAGUUAA